AAAAGUGCUUCAAUGAAAACCUCAGACACAUCCCGUACAGAAGAUGGUGUUGAGAAGAAAAAUAAACACUUGAAUUUGAGAGAAAGCCCUGCUCUGAGAAAUGCUGUCCAAGAACAGCUUCCUUUAAAUGCUGCUUCGGGUGAAGAUGUAGAUGGAUCUCCCGUUCAGAAGCGACUCUCGUUGGGGUCCAGAGAGAACAAAAGAUCCAUAAAUAGGCCAUGGUUUGAGGUGCAGCUUGCUCGGGAUCCUAAUAACGAAUAUUUUAGCGGUAAAGUAAUCACAAAAGAAUGUGAGUUGACAUGCCUGGAGGGAGAAAGCGAAAAAGGAGAAUCCCACAGAAGUGGUGAUGAAAAUGAAGACCAGAAGAGUUCGGCACACACGCUGCAAACACAGCGCACAUAUCAAACAGAUAAUGUCAGUUUAAAACCUGUGGUAUGUGACGUGGGGCAAGACACUUCAAUUGUUCUUUUCCUUCUAGAAGCAGGGAAACAAACAAAACCAACAAAUGUGAAGUGGAAAUCAGUAAAGAUCCGGAAAGAGCUGAACGAGCCUCCACACAUCACCAAAACUGCAAAGGGAUGUAAAUUCAAAGGCCAGUGUUUGUUAGAAAUGUAUACAAUAGACAGAAGAAAGACAAUAAAGAUAAAACCAGUUAAGAACAGGUACAAAACCAUUACGCCUGAAGCGACUACAGUGUCUCAUACAACAACAGAGCAGACAAAGACUAAUAAUAUACCUGAGAAAAAUGUGAGUACCAAUAAGGAAAAUAUGCCAUCAAAGGAGUCAUUCGCACCUUUGCCGGUCACACCGGCAAUGAUGCACACUGAAAUGACAACAGAAGGAUCUCUAGCUGAAACAACCAUUGCAACCACGGAGGCACAGGGACCAAGUGCUGGAGUCUCUGACCAAGUCAUUCCAGGUGGAGUUGAAGGACCUACAAUCACAAUGAACCCAGAACCUUUAAACAACUACGCGUCAGAAAUCAGAGAAUACAUCACAGAGAUGAGAGAAACUACAACUAAAACCUCGCUCUCAGGCCUGAGGAUGAAAGAAGUCGUCCAAGACAUCAUGGACAAACUUCACAAAGAAAAAGAGAAGGAGAUAACUUCAGUAAGCUGGAUGGAAAAGGGAAGGGAAGCAGAUCGCAGUAACCCUAGACGGGUACUUUCAAAACCUCUAGAAGCUGUUCACAAAGGAGCCACAGAUGUUUAUCAGAAGAUGACAGGUGAACUGGUGCCACUCUGCGGAGGUUUGAUCCAGCGCACUGAAGCUGGGUGGAAACACUGCAUGGAGAGGUUUAGACAACCAGCAUCCAUGACGUUCCCCUUCAGGGCGGCUCCAGGUGCAGGAAAGCUGGAGAAAGAACCUGCCAGAAACAGUCCUCCCUCCACUGACGACGAGAAUGAUCACUUCUAUUUCUUCAACGGAGUUUUAAAAAGGGUCCAGAAUAAUUUCUAUCCCGAUGACAAGAGGCACAGACGAAGGAGCUUUGAUAACAGGGAGGAAGGAGUUACGAGAGAAAGAGAAAAAGGAGACACCGGUGGGAACUUUCUCAGCUAUAUCCAGAGCCUUAAUGAGAGGAAUAAGGUCAAACAUCUGAAAUGAUGGGAUGCCGAUGAUGACGUGCAGACAAACCUUUGUGGGUCUGGAAGUAAAUUAGAUUUAGUGAAUGACUAAAAGACCUGAACCUUUGAUCUUGAAAAUAAAAUGCAGAGUAUAGCUUGAAGGGAUAAAGAGAUAAAACAGUGGCACUAAUGUGUCCGUGGCACAACCGAGCCUCCCGCAGGUGGUGGAUCUGCAGGGGGGUGGUCCAUGUGGCUCAUUUGUGCCCAGCUGGACCACCAAGCUCUCCCCCACCAGCGUCUCUCCGAGGCCUGGCUCCACGGUGAAGCCUCCACAUCACUUAUCCAAUUGGCGCUGCUGGGAAUUCGGGGGCCGUGUGAAAACAUAUCCCACCGGGCUCCUCCAGCACAAGUAAACCUGGUACAAGUAUUACU
This is a messenger RNA of Cololabis saira (Pacific saury), 1997 nucleotides long. RefSeq lists its product as uncharacterized. The record is from RefSeq and is a predicted model, not a curated record. The transcript has 2 exons. The coding region runs from base 13 to 1605 and encodes 530 amino acids. Lineage: Eukaryota; Metazoa; Chordata; Actinopteri; Beloniformes; Belonidae.